Messenger RNA from Aphis gossypii (cotton aphid), 3626 nucleotides. It is a transcript of the gene Tsf2, whose product is annotated as melanotransferrin. Gene Ontology annotation, cellular component: extracellular region; early endosome; recycling endosome. Bases 232 to 2604 code for a protein of 790 amino acids. Lineage: Eukaryota; Metazoa; Arthropoda; Insecta; Hemiptera; Aphididae. The transcript is spliced from 15 exons. Gene Ontology annotation, biological process: iron ion transport. The record is from RefSeq and is a predicted model, not a curated record.
UGUUAUUUUUCUGUCAGUGUACCAGUGUACGACUGUUGGCUAGUGAGUAGUGACGGCUGUAACUUAAUGAAUAGAUGUGAAUUUGAUUUUAAUAAUAUGUUUUCAACUUGAACCUACCGGAAAUUCUUAAAUUUUCGUAAAUCAAUAUUCAAUUAAUUAUCUAGUUGAUUUAUAUACCUUUCGAUUGUCAUGUACUAAGUAGACGUUUCCCAACUACCACAAAAUCACACCAUGAAGACGUCCAAUAAUUUCAUUUCCUUUUUGACCGUUUGUCUGGUUUUGGUGAAUAUUGCAUUCGUAUUUGGGUAUAUAUCAGAUUUACAAAAUGAAAAAGUCAAUCGUAUCACUUGGUGUACAUUAAAUAUUCAAGAACAAUCAAAAUGUUUAAAUUUAUCUGCUGCUGUCAAUAGAGACAGACAGAAAUUUCACCCUAAAGAUUUCAUGGAACUCGUUUGCAAACAGGGACUCAAUAAAGACGACUGUAUGAUGAAGUUAGAUAACAAUGCAGCAGAUAUUUUGAGUUUAGAUGCUGGAGAAGUAUUUGUUGGUGGUCGAUAUAAUAGUUUGAUACCAUUAAUGCAACAACUAUUUGAAGACGGGUCUACUAACUAUUACUCAGUUGCUUUAAUAAAAAAAAAUACUUUAAAUGAUGUGUAUAAUCUUGGAAACUUGAAGGGUAAAAAGGCUUGUUUUGCUGGAGUUGGAACUCAAGCUGGAUGGAAUAUACCAAUAAAUACCCUUAUUUCUAAAGGUUAUAUGAAUAUUUUUGAUUGUAAUAACCAUGUGAAAACUACUAUAGAAUUCUUUGGUCACAGUUGUGCUGUAAAUUCACUACUUGACAAGUACAAUCCAAUGGGUGAUAAUUCUGACCGUUUAUGUAUUCUAUGCGCCAGCAAAGUUAGUGGCCAAAAAUGCACAUCAAACGAUCCAUAUGCUGGUGAUGAAGGUGCAUUUAGAUGUCUAAUUGAAGCAGGCGACAUUGCAUUUUUACGGCACACAACUGUAUUGGAAAUGAUAAAGGAUCCAUCAUUAUUCAGUAAAACCAGAGAAGACGAUUUAGAACUAUUGUGCGUAGAUGGUUCAAGACGUCCAAUUAGUGAAUUUAAAAACUGUAAUUGGGGGCCAGUACCUACUGAUGCUAUUAUGACUACAUCUGCAAAAUCUUCUAUUACUCGCGUUUCAUACCAAAAAUGGCUACAGAAAGUAGUUGAAUUAUAUGGAAGACCGAAAUACACACAACAGUUCACACCUGCUCCUGAAAUUGACUGGACAGGAGGAUUCAUUCAACCUCAAAUUAAUAACAAUUUAAACAAAAGCUUUUAUUUAUUUGAUUCCUCAGCUUAUGACAACCACCACAAUCUUUUGUUACAGGACUCAAUUAGAGGCUUAAAACCCUUAGAAGAAGCCCAUCAAACAUAUACAAGUUAUUUAGGAAAUGCUAUGGAUGUUGUGCUCGGAGUACGUUAUUGCCCUGUUGCCAAAAUGACACUUUGUGUAACAUCUGAACCUGAAAUGGAUAAAUGUGUUAAAAUGAAGUUAGCACUUAAAGUUCAACUUUUGGUUCCUGAAUUGCAAUGUUUCCGAGGUUACAGUCAAGUGCAUUGUAUGCAAGCUAUUAGAAAUGGAAAUGCAGAUGUCGCAGUUAUGGAUGCUGGUGAUAUUUAUACCGCUGGAUUGCAUUAUGAUGAAAUACCAUUCAUCACUGAAAUGUAUGAUCUACCUGAACCAGAAUAUUAUGUUGUGGCUGUCGCUAAAGAAGAGGAUCCCAGUACUGAACUAACAUAUUUAAAAGGAAAAAUGACAUGUCACCCAGGUAUAUAUUCUGGUGGUGGAUGGAUAAUACCAAUGGCAUUUUUGUUGAGUAAUGGGUGGAUAAGAAGUUAUGGAUGUGACUCAAUACAAGCUGCUUCUGAAUACUUUAGUAAAUCUUGUGUGCCUGGUGCAUUGAGUAAUGAAUAUAACCCAGGUUUACCUUAUGAUAACCUUUGUCAUCUAUGUAGAGGUGGUAGUUAUCGGUACUGCAAACGCGAUGCUACCGAAGACUUUUAUGGUUACACAGGAGCCUUUAGGUGUUUAGUCGAAGGUGGUGGAAAUGUAGCUUUUGUAAAACAUACCACAGUGUUUGAGAAUGUAGAUGGAAAACGCAAACAGUGGUGGGCAAGGAAUACUUUAAGCUAUGAUUUUGAACUUCUUUGUCCUGAUGGUACUAGAACAUCGAUUGAUGAUUACAAGAGGUGUAGCAUGGGCAAAGUUAAAGCUAAUGCUGUUAUAACUCGUGGAGGUAAUGCAUACAAUCAUACCGAAGUAAUGGCAUUUACUAACUUGUUUAUGGCUGCUCAGCAGUUAUAUGGCAGAAAAACUAUAGAUGAAUUUACUUUUAGUAUGUUUACAUCACCAGAACCAUACAGUGAUCUGAUCUUCCAGGAUGCUACCCAGCAGCUUGCAUCCAUCGAUAGUUCAUUAAGACAUUACUCAGAGUGGUUAGGACCAAAUUUCAUGCGGGCCCGACGUCUUGUUGACUGUCGUGCAUCUGGUACUGUAUCAUUACCAUUGGGAAUUAUAACUAUGUUAUUGUCUGUAAUUUUAACUCACUUGUGGUUAUAGACUUAUUGUGUUCAAUUAAUUUAUACAAAUUAUGUAAUAAUCUUAUGGGCAUCAUUUAUUUUUUUGAUAGCUCGUUAAUCAUCAUAUUGUGAUCAUUGGCAGAAUCUCAAUCAUAAAAUGCUGUGCAUUAUUUAUUAGCUGCACUUGAUAAUUUUAAAAUUUAUAUUAUCCGUCCAAUUAUUAAUUUUAAUUUUAAGAUUUUACUGAUUAUAGGUAAGACAUGAAUAAUUAAAUGCAUUACCAUAAUAUUUUAAGUGUAUUUCUACAAGUUUAGAUCAGUUGAACAAAAUGUCUAAAAAAGUAUAUUUUAUGUAUGACCUUUAUUUGUAUAAUUUUUUUUAUUGUUUAACAUGAAAACAUUUAUUUAAAAAGUAAUAUUUUGUAUGCUGUAUUUUAUUUUUUAUAACCCAUUUAUUAUUUUUAAUCUUAAGAUUUUUAUGAUAAUACAAUACAAUAUAUCAUAUAAAACACUUAACCUUGAUACUGUAUAUUUCUACAAAUUUAGAUCAAUUUAACAAUGUAUGAUUAAGUAUAUUUUAUAAUUAAUGUAUUAUUGUCUAAUUUUGUUUUAUUUUAUCAAAUUAUGUAAUAAUUUUUUUUCUUUUAAUCAUAUAUUUAAAGGGUAACUCUGUUAAAUAAUCCGUCCAUUUUUUUUAGUUUAAAAUUAUUGAAAAUCAAAUCAGUGUUUUUAUGUAUUAUUAUAUUAUUAUCUAAGCUACUAUAUUUUUAUACGUAUCUUUUUGAAUUUUAUGUAUUUUUCACGCUCUAAAAUUUUUAUAAUAAUAGGUUCUGCAUAUAAUUAGAGUUCAUGUUUAAAAAUAUGUAUACUCUUAGACCUUAGUAAUUUAGUUAUGUUUUAACGGUUCAAAAAGUUAAUCAACAUGUUUUGUUUGAGUUGUAGACACAUUUUGUUAUGGUAAUAUUGUAUUCACUAUUUUUAUAGUAUAGAAUUUGAUGUUUAUAUUCAUAUAAUGUAAACCAAUUACAAUUAAAUAAAUAUAUGAUUUUGAUUUACCUUAAAA